Molecule: messenger RNA, 1719 nt
Organism: Spodoptera exigua (beet armyworm)
Lineage: Eukaryota; Metazoa; Arthropoda; Insecta; Lepidoptera; Noctuidae
Source: the annotation of a GenBank genome assembly
AUGCUAAUAGACAAGGAAUUGAAAUCAACUCUUGUAGCGAAAACCAAGUUAUUCUGUAAGCAUUGCACCCUCCAUGGCGUGUACUACUUCUAUAAGGCCUCGAGCUGGAGUGCUCAUGUACUGUGGGCAAUGAUCAUUGCUGCCAGCAUGGCUCUGUGCUGCUUCCUUGGCCACAUGAUAUGGAUGAAGUUUGUCAUCGAUCCUACUUUGACGGUGUGCACAAGGCGUUUGCUAUGGAGUCUUACUAAUGAAUUCUUGUCUUCUAAGAAAAUUGGCCUCACUACAGUAUCAGACUGCAUAGUGAAUGGAUCGCCUGGUUGUAGGCACUCUUCCGCGGCUUCCGAGAACCCUAUGCGUUACAAAUUCUUUGUCGGCUUUUCAAGCGUUUGGUAUACGGAUCACCUGAUGGUGGAAACGACACACUACUCGAUGGUAAACAUUCCCUUCCCAGCUGUUACUAUCUGCGAUACAGACAAUGUGUUUUUGCCAAAAACACAGGAAAUCACCGACUUAUUAAUCCUUCGUGGCUACAACACUACUGAAAUUGAUGACUUCUAUAAGAGCUUCAGUGAGGUGAAAAAAAAGAACUACGCGCCAGAGCCAUAUGUCAGGAAGAUGCAUUCUUUGCUUGAAGACCUUGGAUACUCUUUGAAAAUUCUGCUGGAUAUGUUCAAGAGGCCCUGCAGUAAUAUAACUGUGGAAUGCAAUUGGCGAUCAAAGACAUUCAAUUGCUCCGAGAUGUUCCACCCGUUACUCACAAUAGUGGGGCACUGCUGUCAAUUCGAUAUACCUUACUUCAUGGAACAUGCGGAUAACCAAACGAACUUUAUUUCUGGUCUGGAUUCUACUGAGGCUUUGGACAUCAUCGUUAACGGACAGAGCUUCAAUGGAAAUUCCAUUCUUUACGUCUACGAUUAUAAAGAAAAAAUCACACUGGUCGAUAGCUUUUUUAGUUUGACGCCACAGUCGUUCUUCGACGUCAACAUCUAUGUCUGGGCUAUCGACUCUUCGAGCUAUGUCAAAGCACUGCCACUGUCUGGAAGAAAAUGUAUUUUGGAUACGUUGUUACUAAAGACGUCUUGCUCACAAAAUAAGGAUCAAGGAACAUUUGCUGGCUUUCACCAAGGAUGUAUGACGCGUCUGAUUCUGAGGAGAGUCGUUAAUCGUUGUCGAUGUCUGCCUUUCGAUUUCACUUCCAAAGAACUGGAUGUAGAAGAUUUUAGUAUCUGUUCCUGGGAACAUUAUAUUUGCAUCUAUCAAACAAUAGACAUGAUUGAAGUUGACAUAAAGGAUAUAAUAUCGGAUAGUGAGUGCUAUCAGAGAUGUGAUUACGUGGAGUAUGAUAGUGAAGUUGAAUUUAUCAAACAUCAAAGGCAUUUGACCGCGAUGAACGAAUCUUACAGCCGUGUGCUGAUACAUUUUAGUCAGAACACUUGUAUGAAGUAUCGCAGAGAGGUUCUUUACACUUGGGACCAGAUGUUAGCUAAUCUUGGCGGUAUAUUCGGACUCUGCCUUGGUGGAUCUGUAAUCAGCGUCAUAGAACUAAUCUGGUAUCUUCUAGAAGUUCUCUAUGCAAUCUUCUGUUCCUUCUGCAAGAAUCAUAUCGCACCGAAAGAAAAAGAGAAGAAAAAGGAAAAAGUGUUUGUCAUCUCUCAUAAGGAAGUGCUUUUAAAGAAAACUUCCGAAAAGAAAUUAGGAAAAUAUAAGUUUAUGCAUUGA